Messenger RNA from Alternaria rosae, 925 nucleotides. RefSeq lists its product as uncharacterized. The coding region runs from base 208 to 891 and encodes 227 amino acids. Lineage: Eukaryota; Fungi; Ascomycota; Dothideomycetes; Pleosporales; Pleosporaceae. The record is from RefSeq and is a predicted model, not a curated record. The transcript has a single exon.
UUGAACGCCACAAGAGCUUGAUUAACGAUAGUAUGGAGGGCCUCGCGACACGAAAAUUCUAUAUAUAAGAAUUCUCGCUGUAGACAAAUUGUGAGUAUCGCUCAUCGUCGCUCGUUCUUCACACAGUCGCUCGUUACAAAUUUUGUGUCUCAUCGACAAUUUCACUCCUUCAAACUUGAUAAUCUUCACAAGCUCGACUCAGUCACCAUGGCUUCAAAAUUCAUCCUUGCCUCCUUCAUCAGCCUAGUUGUUGCGCAAAAUGACCCAGCAACUAUGGCAGUCCCAUGGAUUGGCGACAUUUUCGAUGGCUCGGUCUUGCCCAACAUGUACGGCUCCAUUGUCACCGCAAACCCCACUGCUACGACUCUUGCACUCGCCUGCGCUACCCCCAGCGACUGUGGUCUCUUCCCCGCUGAGACCCUCGUCUUCGGUCCUUCGACUUGGAAUCUCAACAUGGGAGACCCAAGCCCAGAGUCCGACUUUACCGCUACAAUGGACUGCGUGAUUGCCAAGAGCGCGGUAUGCAAGGAGACGGCUGGUGGAACCGAGGCAAACUUUCCCGGCAGUAGCACAGAGACAUACGAUGCCGAGAGUGUAGGCACGUUCGAAUUGUUGAUCACGGCUGGUGUGGAGAAACUCAGCCACGACGCGGAACCCACUACGACCGAUGCUGCGAUAUCCACCGCUACUUUGCACAAAUCACAUCCGAUAUCUGGAUUUGUGGAGGAGAUGAGCGCAAGCACAGGUGUUGCAGCGAGUUCUGGAAGUGUGAGCCAAACUGGUAGUGCCGCUGUGGCAGAUGCUACUGGUGCUGCUAAUGCGAAGAGUGUGGUUGGUGGUGGUCGUCUUCUUAGCGUGGCUGCUGGUGUAAUCGGAGGCCUGCUGCUAUAAAACCUCGGUAGCCCAAUAAUACUAUGAAUUCUUA